Molecule: messenger RNA, 2283 nt
Organism: Adineta steineri
Lineage: Eukaryota; Metazoa; Rotifera; Eurotatoria; Adinetida; Adinetidae
Source: the annotation of a GenBank genome assembly
AUGGAUAUUUUAUUAAAUAAUGGUAUACCAGCAGUUUAUUAUGAUAAUUCUGUAUAUAAAUUAAAAGAACUUCUUACAGAUUUGGAUAGUAGUACAUAUCAAUUGCCACUUAUAGUUAAUAUAAUAUCAUUAAAUAAUUAUGGACGAUCUAUAAAAAAUAUUUUAAUUAAAAAUACUCCAUUACUUUUAUUAAAAGUUGAUCAACUUGAUUCUGUUAUAGCAGAUUAUUAUGGAUCAUAUGAUGGACGUAGUUCAUCUCAACGUGGUCGAUUAACAUUAUCACAAAGUAAAAUGAUGACAAAAUCAUCAACAACAGUUCGUACGAUGAAAAAAUUAUCGAAAUCAGUUGCUUCUCUAUCUGCAGCAAAUCAAAAAGGUAAUAAUAUAAAUGAUGAUGAUUAUCCUCAUGAUGAUGAUGAUGAUGAGAAUGCAUAUAAUCUACGAACAUUUAUUAAACUUUUAAAUGAAAAACGUUCGUCAUCUGUUUCAUUAUGUCGUAUACCAUGUGAAUAUCGAAGUUUUUUCGAAUUACUUAAUGCAAAUGAUCAACCAAUUGAACCUUAUUAUAAAUUAGGUGAUUUACCUAAAAUUGAAUAUGAUGAUAAUGAUUCCGACAAACGUAGUGAAAAAACUCCAAUUGCUGUUUUUCUUCGUAGUUCAUGUAAUGCAUAUACAAAAAAAGAAACAUAUGAUCAAAGAUCAACUCUAACUGUUAGUGUUGAUUCAUGUUAUGAUUCAUCAUCAUCAGAUUUAGAUUUACACAAAAAUACUGUUAUAUUAAAUGAUGAUUCGGAAAUUCUUCAUGCUGGACAAACUUUAGUUAUUUUAGACGAUUGUUAUGCUAUUCGAACACAAAUACCUUAUAAAGAAAUAAAACAACAUAAACCAUCAAGUCCUUCAUCACCACAUUUUUCACCAACAAAUUGGAUGCGUGCUACGACAUCAAGACUUUUUUCGUCAAAAAAACAUCGACAGUCAAAUCAUCUUGAAACUAUAUUCAAUGAAAAUAUACGUAGAAAAUCUACUCCGGAAUCAUAUGAACAUUAUGUACGAUGUCGAACAGAACAAAAUAAUAUUGUUUAUAUAUCUGUUGAUGAACCAGCACUUUUUAGUUUACUCAAUCGUGAAAAAUACUGUUCAGAAUUAAAGACACGAAUGAAUUAUAUUGAUAUAUCGGAUGUUUUUCAAAUAAAAGAUAUAUUAUCAAAUUUUCGUUUUCCGAUAAAUGUUCGCCUUCUUGAUGGUCCACUUUCAUUCGAUAAUAUUUAUGCACCAGCAGUUAUUAAUCGAAAUGAUACAUCAUGUUUAACACCAACAAAAUUACGUUUACUUGGAUUACAUAAUGAACGAAUUGUUUUUGCAUGUCCAUUAAAUAAAGUAUCAUUAAAAGCUGCUAAAACAUCAUUACCUUAUAUCGUUCUUCCACUUUCAGUUAAUGCGGAUAUUGAAAUUCAACCUUGUACAAAUAUGAAUGAGAUAUUAAGAACUAGUGGCUUUCGUAAAAUUAUAAAAAGUUGUGCACAAAUAAUUCAAUACUAUCAUGAUGAAAUAACACUUGUUCAUUUUCCUCUUUCAUUAACAAUAGAUCGAAAUCAACGAAAACGAGGAUUAUAUAAAAAACGUUCACAUUCGGCAUCAUAUACAGAACCUUUGGAUGAAGAAUUUAGACAAAGAAUUCUACAUUCGGCAGAACAAUUAAAUAAUCGUCGUCGUCAUUCGGAUGAAUUAUCAUUUUUAACAGCUUAUUCAUUACAUAAUCGAGAAAGUGAGGAUACGGUUAAACAAAAAUCAUCAUUAGACACUGCACAACAACAAACAACCCAUCGACCUCGGAGUCGUCAUGUAACAAUAAAAGAUAAUAGAAAAGAACCAUAUUCUCCUGAUAUAGAACCUACAUCUGAAGAUCAAGUAUAUGAAGAUCUUGAUAAAAUUUAUGAUUAUAUUCGUACAGGUAGUCCGAGUGAUGAUGUAAAGAAAAUUAUAGCUGAACACAAAAGAAUUAUUCCUAAAAAGUCAGCAACAAAAAAACAAAAUCGACAAUCUCCAGCGGCAAGUCCUGGUCCAGAAAAAUUGGGAUCAAAUCGAUUUCUUAAUAAAAUCGAUAAUUGUAAAAGUGAUGAUCCUGAUUUACAAUUUCAUCCAUGUAAAGACGAUGGAUAUGUUGACAAUGAACAAGCUCAUGCACUUUUUAUAGCAUCGAAAGAACGUAAAAGCGAACUUUUACAACAAGAUUUAUCUGCUCCAAAACCAACAACAAAAAUGAAAAGAAUAUCUCGAAAUUAA